UUCACACAGGUGACACUCCUCCGGGUAUCCCAGAAUUUUCAAGAAACCAAGAGACAACUUGUAUAGAGACACUGUAGAAGGAAUGAGGAGUGAGGAGCUGGCUGUGACCAUGGGAGAAAGCAGUAAGCAGGACUAUGCGGAAGCAGCCUGUGGCCUGUGUGCGGGUCUGCCCCUGGAGCCUGCUGGCCUGCUGGGGGCGUCAUACUCCGAGGCCUGGGGAUACUUUCAUUUGGCCCCGGUACGCACAGGGCACCCGUCAGGCCACUUGGCCACCUGCCGGCUCUGCGGAGAACGGGUGGGAUAUGGCCCUGGCUUCCAGGAGGGAACCUCCACACUGUGGAAGCAUCUGAAGAGCGCGCACCGCCGGGAGCUGGAGAAGAGCGGCGCAGGGUGCUCACCGCCUACUCCACCUUGUCUGCUGCCGCCCUCCAACCCGGCUGCAGCCGCAGAAGGUGACUGGGCACACUUGUUAGAGCACAUGUGUGCGCUGGCAGUGCGCUGCAGCAGACGCGAGCAGGAACUAGAGCGGCGUGAGGCGGCAGUGGAGCUGGGUGAGCGCGCCCUGGAGUGCAGGCGCAGGGAGCUUCAGGAGCAGGAACGCGCUGCGGUCCGAGCGCGCCUUGAGUUGCAGGCUGAGCGAGCAGCUCUGGAGGCGCGGCUGGGCGAGCUGGCGGAGGUGAGGCAUCGCGAGGGCUCCCAGCACUGGGCCGUUGCGUCGCCCCUGCCUUUCAAAGAGGAGGCCGAGGAGGGAAGGGAUGAUGGGUGCGUUGUCACGAAGGUCCUGCUGUAGAGGACCUUGGUUACUUCCACCAGCGCGUGGCAGCGCUCCUGCAAGUGGGACUUGGACCAGUGCUCUCUACAUCUCCUGGACACAGAAUGAAGUGUCGCUGCCACCAAAUGUGGGCCUUCCACGCGAUUCUGAUACCAGAGUAGAACCAAAACCAUUUAUUCUCCAGGUACCUGGGAAAGAGCCCCUUUGGCUUCCUGUGCUGUCAGGCAUUGUCGGGCACAGGAAUGGAGUUGCAUAGCAGAGGAAAACAGCCCUAGUCACUCCAGUGCAGGGCCACUUAGGACUGGUGACUAAAAGGACAGAAGCUUCUUUACACACUAAGGACUUAUUAUACUAUGUGCCUACAUAACAUACCAGCCCAAGGAGAGGGCACGGAAAUGAGGAUAAAGGUUUUUACGCACAGGACAGUUUUACUCAUCAAAUGCAUAAUGUUUGCCCAGUAGCAAGUUGUGUGUGUGUGGGGGGGGGGAAUGCUCUUUAGAGUUUUCUAUAUUUAUUAUCUCUAGAACUUAUCAGGGCUGACUGCCCAGUUUUAUUCCCCUGCCUCCACUUGUUCAACCAGUGCCAGGUGCAACCUGUUUCACCUUGCUGUAUUCAAAUCCAGUGGCAGGUAUAGUACUUUCCCCCUUCCUGCCACCAUAAUAGCAAGACAUCUUGUCACUAGGAAGAGCAGUUCCUUCCCCACAUCUUCAUGGACCUCACUUCUGGGCCAAAACAGAAAGCAUCCUUCCAUCUAAGGCUACAUCUUCCUGCCAUAUUUUCACACCCUUUCUUUUCCACACAGGUGUUUGCUCUCCUAGCAUUAUUCCCUUUCCUGAGUAUCUUCCUCAGCUAUGUUCAGUUUUUCUGUACUGAAAAAAUUCAGCCCAGCAGGGUCAAGUAAUCCUUGCUGCUUCUACUUCCUCCCCAUUUAUUACUUCUUCACUGCCGGUCAGCUUUCCAUGCAACAUUCCACUCUUUCCAAGCCACUACAAUAUGAUUUGUAUUCAGUCUUAUUUUGAUUCAUCUCUCCCUUUUAUAAUCCCUUCUUUGGUAGGUGGAACCUGCUUUUCCUCCAAAGAAUUGCUUUUCCUGGUUGAGCUGGUUCCCAAAUAGUUUUUCUUCAGGCCUCCUUUGUGCUCAUUAAUAUUGAAAAUCUCCAUCAGGGCAAAGUUAGUAAAAUCAAUACCCCAUAUAUAUGUACCGCCUACCUACAUUGAACAAUUGUUAAUAUUUUGCCUUAUUGACAUUUUCUUCUCUGUGCCCUAUGCAUGUGUAAACAAUGUUCCACCCAAAAGGAUUUCAGUAUGUAUUGCCCAAGAAUGAAGCCACGAUUACAGUAACUUUUGUAUAGCCUCUAAUACAAGUCCUGAAACAAGAUGCCCCAAUUGUAUGAAGAAUCACUUUUUUUUUUUUAAAGAACAAGGUCCGAAGUCCAUGCAUUACUACUAGUUAUAACUUACAUCUCAUAGUUUAGAACAGCCUCCUGAUGAUUCUUCCCCCAUGACACACUUUUUGAAGCUUAUACCUAUAUUCUGGAUUUGGCUGAUUAUUUUCCAGGACAAUUUCUAUUCUAUACUCCUUGCUCAUCUCAUAGAGAUACAAUUAACUGUCCCAGCAACUCCUAUCUCCAGGCUCAACUGGGUCUAACCCUUCAUGCCCAGUCCCAUUAUAUGUCACUUGCCCCUAUUUGCAUAUCUUCCCAUCACAAAUGGAAGGCGGAAACUAUUCAACUGCAUCCUGUCUUUCACAAAAAGCAAAUAUUUUCUUGGCACUUAAAGUAUACCAGGCACAUAAUACACAUUCUACAUGUAUUAUCUCACUGUAUUCUUACAGCAGCUCCAUGGGGGAGACAUUGACACUAUAUUUUACAAAUAAGAAAAGGGAGAUAAAGGGGUUAAGUAGCUUGUGCAAGAUCACAGCUAGUGAGUAGGGAUGGGAUCCAAAUGCAGUAAGUCCUUCAGGAUGCAAUUCUCCUUCCAGAGAGCUCCACAUCCCUCUUAGUCACUGGGAUGGACGCCUAUUUCCUUCCUAACUCCAUUUUUAGUUACUGAGUAACUGGAAUUAGUGACAUUAACAUUUACUGAGCAUUUACCAGGUUUCACAGCUGGGCUAAAUACCUUACAAGAAUUAUUCUGCAGCACAGCAACUCCAUGCAUACAUCCAUUUUGUAGAUGAGACAGGCUCAGAUGACUUAAUGUCUUCAUAAUCAUAUAACUGUUAUAAAGCAGAACAGGAUUUGAACUUCAGUCUCAUUGACUCCUAGGCACUUGCUCUACUAAGUCUAUUUCUGUAAAAUAUUGCUCCUGCCUGCCUUCUGUCGUCAUGGCUCAGAACUCAUUUGUCAUUCAUCUGGGAUUCAUCUUACCAUCCUUGUUUUCUCAUAACCACCCACUACCUAACACCAUGGCCAAAAAAUUGUCUGCCCGAGGUUAAUGUUGAUUACAUCGAUUUUCCUGCUAAAAAAUUGAGAUCACACAUCACUUGCUUAUUAUAGCAAACUUUGUGGCCUUACAUUCUCUUCCUCCUCCCCCACCCUGUGCCAGUCUUAUCUAUCCCCUCCCCUACAUGUACUAUAUGCUCCAACCAAACUGAACUCUCUUCCUGACAUGCCCUGAUCUUGACACCUCUGUGCCUCAAUCCGCUUUCCCUCCACUUAAACCCCUUCAAUCUGAGAAUGAAAAAUCCUACCCAAAAAUGGGGGUAUAGUUUCGUGGUACUGCCCUUGCCAGGCAUGUACAAGGUCCUGGUUUCAAUCCCCAGCACCUCAAAAAAUAAAAAUUAUCCCCCUUUUCCACAAAACUUGCUUUGAUCUCUCCUUAUUGAGAGGCAUUUUCUUACCUUCUUGGAUUCUGCUAAGCAUUUUGUGUCACAACUCUUCAUUUAGCACAUGGCUGUGUGGGUUCUUGUCUUACCAACCCUGUCAGACCCUGAGCCCUUGGGAUAAGUUGUUCUCAAUUCUUCUACUCUUACAGUGCCUUGCAAAUAAUAGAUGCUCAAUAAAUAUUUGAGGUAUGGAAUCCACUUGGUUUAAGACUUUUACAAGUUAGUUUUCCUGUAAUCGGUAAUAUGAUUCUUCUUGUCUUUUAUUCUCUGAGUAUAAGUCCUAACAGAAAAGAAAAAAAAAAAAGCCUAAAAGGAAGUAGCAAUCAUUUUCUGAAGCUCUAUAGUCAAUAAAGAUUUUAAAAGUUCCA
Messenger RNA from Marmota flaviventris (yellow-bellied marmot), 3963 nucleotides. It is a transcript of the gene Zbed3, whose product is annotated as zinc finger BED-type containing 3. NCBI's taxonomy places the organism in Eukaryota, Metazoa, Chordata, Mammalia, Rodentia, Sciuridae. Gene Ontology annotation, molecular function: DNA binding. The record is from RefSeq and is a predicted model, not a curated record. Gene Ontology annotation, biological process: regulation of transcription by RNA polymerase II.